UACAUGGCGUAACCAAUGCAGUAUAUAUAUAUACGUCAGAGUGCGUCAAUCGUCAGUACAGAAGCUAACUGUAGCUCCAAGUGCAUCGCUCAACAGUGCGAUACUAAGCUCGUCUUUGCUACCAUGGCCACUGCGGGUACCAUCGGGCUCACCAUAGGUGCGGGAAGUGCGGCCGCCGCUGCCGCCGUUGCUGUGGCUGCCGCAGGCGCUGUUGGCAUAGGAGUUCUGGGAGCCGCGGCGCUACGACGGCGCAGCAGAAGUAGAAGUGGCCAGCGAUAUGGUUAUGGCAGCCGGAGGACCCGCAGGGGGCGCGGUAGAAGGUUUGGCCGCCAGGUGAAGAGGGACUCGGCAGAGGAGCUGGAGGAAGCACUCAACAGUAUCCGUAAGAGUGACUUGACCGGCUGUGGCAAGAGGCUGGUGUGUGAGCUCGCGACCCAAGACAAACUCUCAGUCGAGGAGAUGGCCAUUCUGCAGCUCUUCGGGCCAACGAUAAAACCAGGUGAAGGAUUUUUACCUCCGGGAGCGACAGGAGAGUAUAAAGCGGCCAAGACGUAUGGAGAAUCGGGAGGAGACUGUGGCCAAGCCUUCCCGGCCUGUCCUUACAACGGCUCCCAGCUCAUGAACAUCGUUAUGGAGUACCUGCCGUGAGCCAUCACAAUGCCAGCAGGAAAACUUUAUUCCAGUAACAAUGAACCAACGCUAGAUCAAGGUUAUCAACGUUUGUUCAGUGUUACUCAAACCAAGUUUUUUUGACCGGACGGGUUGCAGCCUCGUCUACCACAGCCUACAGCACACCGAACAAGAGCACACGACACUAGAGCACAUAGCACCUUGGUACACUUAAGUUUUAUUGGGAUGUUUACUACCAUUAUUGUAAGUU
This is a messenger RNA of Procambarus clarkii (red swamp crayfish), 880 nucleotides long. RefSeq lists its product as uncharacterized. The record is from RefSeq and is a predicted model, not a curated record. NCBI's taxonomy places the organism in Eukaryota, Metazoa, Arthropoda, Malacostraca, Decapoda, Cambaridae.